Neoarius graeffei (lesser salmon catfish) is the source of this 2483-nucleotide messenger RNA. RefSeq names its product netrin 4 (gene ntn4). Bases 416 to 2161 code for a protein of 581 amino acids. Gene Ontology annotation, biological process: cell migration; basement membrane assembly; substrate adhesion-dependent cell spreading. Gene Ontology annotation, molecular function: protein binding. Gene Ontology annotation, cellular component: laminin trimer. NCBI's taxonomy places the organism in Eukaryota, Metazoa, Chordata, Actinopteri, Siluriformes, Ariidae. The record is from RefSeq and is a predicted model, not a curated record. The transcript is spliced from 10 exons.
AGUUCAUGCUCCUGUCACUCAACAAUAUUCCAGAGAAUUCAGCUCGAGGAUCCGGUAGAUGAAAUGCGCGUGAAGGGGAAAGGUUGUGUCGCGCGAGAAAACCCAAUAUCACAAGUGUGCUGGUAAACAGAUGGCGGCGGCGUCGCGCGAGAUUUGCGCCACUGCGCAGGUGAGCGCUUUCUGUUUCACACGGAGGCAAAUGAGCGCAGCCGAGAGGCGCUCGCGCACCUGGCCGAGCCACACUGACGCAGUCAUGCUUUCACUUGCCGCUUGAGAAACGCUGGCGCUCCUUAGGGAUCCUCCACCUUGUUUUGGGACAAGACAUCUCACUCCAGCGCUGUUUGAGUCUUUGUAAGACAUUGGAGACGGUGGUGUUUUUUUUUUUUUUUUUGGUUGAGACAGUUUGACGGCAUCGAUGGAGAAGUGGGCGUUGUUUCUCCUGGUCGCGUGCGGCGCUUCUCACUCGGCGCGGUCAGGCUGUGAGAACCGUGUGUGUAAUCCUCGUAUGGGCAACCUGGCCACUGGGCGCCCCGUGCUCACAGACACACAGUGUGGCUCCACUACACCAGAGUACUUAUGUCGCUAUGAUGAUGGCAGCUGUGUACCACAGUGUGAAGUGUGUCACCCUCAUGCUCACCCACCCAGCUCCAUGACCGACUCAUCCUUCACACAGCCACCUACAUGGUGGCAGUCAGCUGGAGACGCUAUCACUGAAAUAUUGCAGUUGGACAUGGAGGUGGAAUUUUACUUCACCCACUUGAUUGUGAUCUUCCACUCACCACGCCCCGCAGCCAUGAUUAUGGAGCGUUCGCGGGAUUUUGGGCAAACCUGGAGCACCCUGCACUUAUACGCCCGCAACUGCAGCUCCUGGUUUGGGCUGAAAGAUGGCCAUGGCUGUACUGAGAAAUACUCCUCGCCAAGGCCAUGUAGUGGUGGAGAGGUUAUAUAUCGUGUGCUCUCUCCCUGGGACAUAUUAGAACCCUACAGCUCAGAGGCUCGUGCCCAUCUUGCCAUCACCAACCUCCGAGUGCGCCUUCUGCAGCCCCAAGCAUGCCCAUGUCAGCUCAAAGAGAGUAAUACCAGCCUCCUCAGUGUCCCCUAUGCAAUCUCUGACUUCAUCCUGAAGGGAGCCUGCUUGUGUCAUGGCCAUUCCGAUCAGUGUGUGCCAGCCAAUGGUGACCCAGCCACACACCAUCAUGGCCACCAUAUGGUGCAUGGCAAGUGUGUGUGUCGGCAUCACACAGCAGGUGAUCACUGUGAGAGAUGUGAUCGUCUCUAUAAUGACCGACCAUGGAGACCAGCAAGUGGCCUAACUGGUGAAGCUCACCAGUGUGCAAAAUGCAAGUGUAAUGGACAUGCAGAGAGCUGCCACUUUGACAUGAGUGUGUGGCUGCGUUCUGGUCAGAGAAGUGGAGGUGUGUGUCAUUGCUUGCACAACACAACAGGUCGACACUGUCAACAGUGCCAGGUUGGCUUUUACAGACAUCCAGAGAGAUUACUGACCGCUGCCAGCUCCUGCACAGCUUGUCUGUGUGACCGUGUUGGAACCGAGAGUUGUAACCCUGCUAAUGGAGACUGUAUCUGCAAGCCUGGUGUGAUAGGCCCUCUGUGUGACAAGUGUAUGCUGGGAUACUGGGGUUUCAGUGAGUACGGCUGCAGACCUUGCCACUGUGCAGGCGACUGUGAUCCAUACACUGGAGACUGCAUGACGAGGUCAGAUUCUGAUCACAACGCCACCUUAUUUCGAGUAGAAGAGCUUUUUUCUGCCCUGAACUUCCAAGAGAAAUGUGUCUGCAAACAGCAGUCUCUCAGGAACCGUAAAGUCUUCUGCAUUAUGAAAUAUUCCUAUGCUCUGAAGGUAAGAGUGCUGGCAGCACACGAUAAGGGCUCUCAUGCCGAGGUGGAUGCUAAAGUUCUGAAGGUGUUGUGGAGCAGCUCCCCCCUCAGGCUCAUGCAAGGAACUGUCACUCUGUAUCCAGAGUCAUGGACCACUCGAGGCUGUACCUGCCCUGUACUGUACCCAGGGGAGGAGUAUCUUGUUGCUGGGCACCAUGAUGCAAGGAAAGGUCACCUUGUAGUCAACAUGAAGAGUUUGGUGAAGCCAUGGAGAGCCAAUCACAGUCGUCGAGUGCUACAACUCCUGAAAACUAAAUGCACCUGAGUUAGAUAGCAAGUUUUGUGCAACUGGGUAUCGCUGGUUGUGUGUGAGAGAUGAGGUCAGUUAUGAAUGUCUCUUGUACAGAAUGUAUAUUCAUUGAAUGUAGAUAUAAUAAUGUAUGCAAUUUUGUAGCCUGUACAUAACAUGCUUUUUGUACAUAAUGUCAUGAUGAAAUAAAAUGCAAUAGAAAAUGGCUGAGGACAGACAAAGAAGAAAUAUAACUGGCAUUUUUGGAAUUAUUUCUUCUAGAACCCAGCUUUCAGGAAAAUACCAACUUGAUGAAAAUACUCAGACUGUUCUUUAAAUAAAUUACUACAGUUGGAAA